CAUAACCCCUCCCCUCCCCAACCACAACCACAACCCUCUCCACCUCCACCUCCUUUCCUCUCUACGGCCGAACAAUCAGGUAGACCGACGCAAUGGCUCCCUCGUUCGUGACCAUUGACACCACCCCCGACUUCGACAUGGCCCCCGCGCCCUCCUUCCCAGCCAAGUCGACCGACCCCUCCAAGCGCACCCUGCUCCUCGCGCCGCCCUCCAUCGCCACCCAAGAGGAAAAGUUGCGGGACCUCUUCACCACCUUCGACCGCUCUACGACCGACCUCCAGAUGCUCGACCGGAUCUCCGCCGGCUUCGUCUCGCUCCCUUCGAACUCAUAUGACCUCAUUCUCGUCCUCACAGACACCGACGGCACGCGGCGGUCGGAGGCGCUCCACCUCCUCGGUCGCGACGUAUACACCGCCUUGGUGCCGUGCAUGAAGCCCGGGGCGAAGCUGCAGACCCAGGACAACUUUUUCGGGGAGGCGGAGGAGCGCGAGGCUGUUCUGGCGGGGCUGGUCAAGACGGAUAGCGGGUUCGAGAAGGUGGAGCAGGUCAAGGCGUUCGCGAUCCCUCUACGGCGGGGUGGAAAGAAGAACAAGGAUGCGACGGCGGCGCCCAAGACAGAAACUGUCGCCCCCGUUGCCGCGCCGCCGGUGCAGCCCGUGUCCGCGUCCGUGGGCUUGAUUAAUAAUGAUGAUGAUUAUGAUAACGAUGAUGAAUUGAUUGACGAGGACACGCUACUGUCGGACGAGGAUUUGAAGAGACCCAUACAGCCCCUAGAAUGUCAACCCAAGCCCGGUCGGCGGCGACGCGCCUGCAAGGACUGCACGUGCGGUCUGGCGGCGCGACUCGAAGCAGAGGAACAGGCCGAACGCGAGAAGGCAGAUAAGGCGCUGAACGUGCUCAAGCUGGAGACGGACGAUCUGAACGAGCUGGAUUUCACGGUGCAGGGCAAGACGGGAUCGUGCGGGAACUGCGCGCUGGGCGAUGCUUUCCGGUGUGAUGGGUGUCCGUUCAUCGGGCUCCCGGCCUUCAAGCCGGGCCAGGAGGUGCAGAUUUUGGACAACAUCGCGCAAUUGUAAGGGUCUGCUUUUUUUUUUUAUUUAUUUUCAUUGG
Messenger RNA from Aspergillus heteromorphus CBS 117.55, 1110 nucleotides. Its product is annotated as DUF689-domain-containing protein. Gene Ontology annotation, cellular component: cytoplasm. NCBI's taxonomy places the organism in Eukaryota, Fungi, Ascomycota, Eurotiomycetes, Eurotiales, Aspergillaceae. The transcript is spliced from 2 exons. The coding region runs from base 93 to 1076 and encodes 327 amino acids. Gene Ontology annotation, molecular function: iron-sulfur cluster binding. The record is from RefSeq and is a predicted model, not a curated record. Gene Ontology annotation, biological process: iron-sulfur cluster assembly.